Messenger RNA from Kazachstania africana CBS 2517, 1956 nucleotides. RefSeq lists its product as uncharacterized. Gene Ontology annotation, biological process: protein phosphorylation; intracellular signal transduction. Gene Ontology annotation, molecular function: protein serine/threonine kinase activity; ATP binding. The coding region runs from base 1 to 1956 and encodes 651 amino acids. The record is from RefSeq and is a predicted model, not a curated record. NCBI's taxonomy places the organism in Eukaryota, Fungi, Ascomycota, Saccharomycetes, Saccharomycetales, Saccharomycetaceae. Gene Ontology annotation, cellular component: nucleus. The transcript has a single exon.
AUGUCCAGUAAUACUGAAAUUAAGACCACAAAGUUUCAGUCAAUUAAAUUGUUCGGUCGUAAAUUGAUCAAUUCAAGAAGCUUUGAUAAUACCACUUCUACAAGUGUAAAAGUACCCAAACUAAAGAAGAAAAACACUUCACCUGGCGAAGAAUUGAAAACAAGAACACCAGUAAGGUCAUCCACCUCUGCGAAGUUAUUAAGUCGUAAUAAUACAAAUCCAUUCACUCUAAAGAAUAACUCUACAACUAAUGGUACUAGUACACCACUUACGAGAGAUUCAUCACUAAAUACGAUUGAUAAACCACUAAUCUAUAACCCAUAUGGAACAAAUACCAGCAGUAAUCACUAUAAUACAACUAAACCGGAUGCAACGUUCUAUUUACACGAUGGUUCUACUAAACAGCGUGUGUUGUCACUACCGUUACGUGAUCCAAAUGAAAUGCUUCCCGAUGAGUUUAAACAAAUAUCAGUACAACUCUUCGAUAAUUUCAAAUUUGAAAACGAUACAAAUAUAGGGAAUGGUGGUACAUCAGAAGUUAAGAAGAUAUCCAAUGUGAAUGGCGCGAAAAUAUACGCUUUUAAAAGGUUGAAUAUGAUUUAUGAUGAAAAUGAUGAAACUUACUAUAAACGUUGUUCAAGAGAAUUUAUCAUCGCUAAAUAUUUGAAUGAUGAAAAUUUGAAAUUACAAAAUAAUAAAGAUUUUAAUAAAUAUAACGGUGGAAUACAUAUUGUUGGUGUAUAUGAUCUUUUAAAGGUACCGACAACGACCUUUAUGUGUAGAGGUUGGGGCUAUGUUAUGGAAUUAGGUAAAUGUGAUUUGUUCCAUCUAAUAAGUAAAUCAGGUUGGAAAAAUGUGCAUUUGAAUGAAAAAUAUUGUAUCUUUAAGCAAAUUUGUCUCGGUAUAAAAUUUAUGCAUGAUAAAGGUAUUGCUCAUAGAGAUAUUAAGCCAGAAAAUAUACUGUUUGAUUACGAUGGUGUGGUGAAAAUUACAGAUUUUGGUAUAUCGAAUUGGCUAUACAAUGAACCUCGGGAUUUUGAAUCUGGUAUCAAAUUAUUUGCCGGCAUGAUUGGUUCACCACCUUAUACGGCACCAGAAGUUAUGAUGUACGAUGCAAAAAAGAAUUAUAGUGUGGACUUACAGAAACCUUAUGAUGCUAGACUAAUGGAUAGUUAUGCAUUGGGUAUUUUACUGAUGGUUAUGGUUAGCAAUGGAUUACAACCUUUUAUGGAAUCAUGUUCUAAGGAUUCCAAGUUUAGAGAUUACGAAAAUGGGUACAAUAAUUUUAUUAAAUAUAACAACAAAAAUUUUAGAACGAAGGGUAAUUAUAGGCCGGGACCCGGAUCGGAGUAUCAGUUUGCUAAGAUUUUCAAAGAUAGUGAGAGCUCGAGGGCUUGUUGGAGACUAGCAGAUCCUGUGGCUUCCACCAGAUACACCAUGGAUGAUUUACUCGAAGAUCCAUGGUUUACUAAGAUUGAAACAUGUAUCAGUAUGGAAGAUACGUAUGACAAUCUUUUCACCAAUGCAAUUCCCGAGAUAAAGCCACCAACGAUCACUCCACCAAUGUCACCUUCAACCAAUAAUAAUAACGGUACCGAACAAGAAAUAUCCAGAUCGAUGUGUGAUUUCUCAACUCCAGAUGAUACAAAGACGACGGUAUCGUUUUCUAGUGGUGCAUCGAGUAGCAUGUUAUUGACAUUAGAAGAACGUAACGAAGCUCUUGAAAGCAUUGUGCCAUUGAAUGAAAUAUCUAAGAAAUCCAGUACGAUGAUCAGCCGCCAUAGCAGUAUAACAAGAAGGACGUCGACCCCAAGAAGAACGACGUCGGGUCAGAAGAAGAAACUGGUCCACGAUCAUUUGAAUGUGGUGAGUAGUGUAACAAAUUUACUAGAAUCGACCAAAAACUCCUCCUUAGCGUCCUCCAUAGGUUCAGCCUCCUUCAAAUCGAGAAGAUAA